GAGGGUAUGUAGACACGCAGAGCUGCUGAGCCGAAGGGCGGGGCAUAGCCGAGUCGAUGAUGUCCACCUCUUUGGUGGUUGACGAGUAGAGAGAGAGAAAAAAUAUUCCAUAUAUAUGUGUAUAUACACCCAUUUUAUGUGGAAUUAACGCUGAGUUUGAAGUGAAGACCAGUAUUUGGAUGGUUCGAAAGUCAACUCGGAUCUCCCCAGUAAUGGAGGCCAUGGCUGUGAGCACAUCUGCACAGUGUACGGACGAGAUUGACCGCAACGCUCCGCGAAUCUGCGGCGUUUGCGGAGACAAGGCCACUGGAUUCCACUUCAACGCCAUGACCUGCGAAGGCUGCAAGGGCUUUUUCAGGCGCAGUAUGAAGCGGAAGGCCAGUUUCACUUGUCCCUUUAACGGCAGCUGCACCAUCACCAAAGACAACCGCAGACACUGCCAAGCCUGUCGCCUGAAGCGCUGCGUCGACAUCGGCAUGAUGAAGGAGUUCAUUCUGACUGAUGAGGAGGUGCAGAGGAAGAAGGAGCUGAUCCUGAAGAGAAAGGAGGAGGAGGCAAUGCGGGAGGCGCAGAAGCCCCGGCUGACCGAGGAGCAGAGUCAGAUCAUCAACACGCUGGUGGAGGCGCAUCACAAGACCUACGACGACUCCUACUCCGACUUUGGGAAAUUCCGACCCCCAGUGAGAGAGGGUCCAGUGACGCGCAGUGCCAGUCGUGCUGCCUCUCUCCAUUCACUCUCAGAUGCCUCUUCAGAUUCAUUGAACAACUCACCAGAGUCUAUGGACAAAAAGCUCAGCAGUCUCUUCUCCAUGUGUCAGGACGGCGUGAUGAGCCCGGAGUCCAGGGAUAACCCCCGCCUCUCCAUGCUGCCCCACCUGGCCGACCUCGUCAGCUACAGCAUCCAGAAAGUGAUCGGCUUUGCCAAGAUGAUCCCCGGCUUCAGGGAUCUGACUGCAGAAGAUCAGAUCGCUCUGCUGAAGUCCAGCGCUAUCGAGAUCAUCAUGUUGCGCUCCAACCAGUCCUUCAGUCUGGAAGACAUGAGCUGGAGCUGUGGAGGACCCGACUUUAAAUACUGCGUCAACGACGUCACCAAGGCUGGUCACACUCUGGAGCUGCUGGAGCCACUGGUGAAGUUUCAGGUGGGGAUGAAAAAACUCAACAUGCAUGAAGAGGAACACGUGCUGCUCAUGGCCAUCUGUCUUCUCUCUCCAGAUCGUCCCGGCGUGCAGGACCACGUUCGGAUCGAGGCGUUGCAAGAGCGUUUGUGCGAGACGCUGCAGGCGUAUAUCCGUGUGCACCACCCAGGCGGCCGGCUUCUCUACGCCAAGAUGAUCCAGAAGCUGGCUGACUUGCGCAGCCUGAACGAGGAGCACUCCAAGCAGUACCGCUCGCUGUCCUUCCAGCCAGAGCACAGCAUGCAGCUCACACCACUCGUGCUCGAGGUGUUCGGCAGCGAGGUGUCCUAGUGGCCAGGACGGUGUCUCCCACGGUGUCAGUCCAGCGCAGGGGCAUGAG
Molecule: messenger RNA, 1515 nt
Organism: Ictalurus punctatus (channel catfish)
Lineage: Eukaryota; Metazoa; Chordata; Actinopteri; Siluriformes; Ictaluridae
Gene: vdra
Product: vitamin D receptor a
Exons: 9
Coding region: 180-1466 (428 amino acids)
Biological process (GO): negative regulation of transcription by RNA polymerase II; positive regulation of transcription by RNA polymerase II; cell differentiation
Cellular component (GO): nucleus
Molecular function (GO): nuclear receptor activity; vitamin D response element binding; zinc ion binding
Source: RefSeq, a predicted model, not a curated record